Molecule: messenger RNA, 1279 nt
Organism: Cucurbita pepo subsp. pepo (vegetable marrow)
Lineage: Eukaryota; Viridiplantae; Streptophyta; Magnoliopsida; Cucurbitales; Cucurbitaceae
Source: RefSeq, a predicted model, not a curated record
CUCGAAUUUGGAAGGAAGAAGACGACGCCCCAAGGAUUCUGCUCUUUCUAUUUGUGUAUUUUUGUUGGCGCCAUCAAUUUUCAGUGCACGUAACUUGAAUAGAGAACAACAAUGGCGGAAGCAGCUACAGGUAACAGUGGGAGAGGGGCGGAGCCGUCGCUGAAAGACAAGGGCAAUGAGUUUUUUAAAGCAGGGAACUAUCUCAAAGCUGCUGCACUUUACACACAAGCUAUCAAACUAGACCCUUCGAAUCAUGCUCUUUAUAGCAACCGUGCUGCUGCAUUUCUGCAUCUAGUUAAGCUUAACAAAGCACUUGCGGAUGCUGAGAUGACGAUUACAUUGAGCCCACAGUGGGAAAAGGGAUAUUUCAGAAAGGGAUGCGUAUUGGAAGCAAUGGAAAAAUAUGAUGAUGCCUUGUCUGCAUUUCAAGUGGCCUUGCAAUACAAUCCACAAAGUGCAGAAGUCUCAAGAAAGAUUAAAAGGAUUUCACAAUUAGUGAAAGAUAAAAAGAGGGCUCAAGAAGUGGAGAAAAAGAGAUCAAAUAUAGAUAUGACAAAGCACUUGGAUAAACUGAAAUCUGAACUGUCUGAAAAAUAUGGCUCUGAAGAAUGCUGGAAAGACAUAUUUUCUUUUCUUGUUGAGACUAUGGAGGCUGCAGUGAGAUCAUGGCAUGAAACUUCUAAUGUGGAUGCUAAAGUGUUCUAUCUACUUGAUAAGGAAAAGACAGAUACUGAAAAAUAUGCUCCGAUCGUAAACAUUGAUAAGGCAUUUGAAUCACCCCACACGCAUACUAAUUGCUUUCAAUUUUUAAGGAAAUAUGCCGAGGAUUCAGUCUCUCGAGCAGCAUGCUUAGUAACUCCUAAAAGCUUGAUAUCUUACCCACAGGUCUGGAAAGGACAAGGUUCAAGAAAAUGGAAGCAUGGACAACACGAUGGUUUCUUCGUUCAACUUGAAACCCCUUCUUUAAGAAAGCUAUGGUUUGUUCCUAGUUCCAAUGAACUGGGACGACCAGUGUGCCGGGAUCCUGAGGUUCUGGAUAUCGGUGCACACGAGUUACUGCCACGCAUAUUUAUAGAAAAGCUGCCUAGCACUUAGAUCCAUUACAGCCAGAAUUAGUUUGUAAAAUCGAAAGGAUCGCCGUUUUCUGGUUGCUAAAGAUGGAUCAUCCUUCCCCAUAACAUGGUAUGUUCUUGUUUUUCAGAACAUAUUUGCAGUUUGUCAUUGUCAAUGGCUGUUCUCUUAUUGAUUAGCAAAAGAAUGAAGAUGAAUCCCUUUCUUU